Molecule: messenger RNA, 3648 nt
Organism: Rhagoletis zephyria (snowberry fruit fly)
Lineage: Eukaryota; Metazoa; Arthropoda; Insecta; Diptera; Tephritidae
Gene: conv
Product: insulin like growth factor binding protein acid labile subunit convoluted
Molecular function (GO): protein binding
Source: RefSeq, a predicted model, not a curated record
UGGUAAAAACCAACAUCAGUGACAUGAUUUAGAAGUGAAACACAAGCAAUACAAUUUUGUAAUAUGUUGGCAUUUCGUUGUUCAUUGGAGUCAGGCUAUUAAUUAUUUUGCUUCAUGUCCAAGGUUAGGAAAUUCAGUUAACAUUUGAACAAAAUUUUAAAUCAGUUUCUAUUGCUUCAAAGUGAAAAAAACGAAAGACUUAAGCAACGAACCACAAAGUAGCUGCAUACAUGCAUACAUACAUACAUAUAUUCGCAUUUGCGUCAAUGUCGAAUUUUCUCCAAAUGAAACCGGUUUAAGCAAGAAUUAUGAAUAACUUUUUGCUUUGUUUAAUUUUCAUUUUGCCCUUUUGUGCAUUGGUAAAAUUGGAAUAUGCAUUUAACGAGCCCAAAUACAAGUGCCCGACAAAGGCUCUAGUCAUAUACCCAUGCACUUGCUGGAGAAACUCUGAUGCGGGUAUCUAUGUGAAAUGUGAAAACUCAAACUUAGCGACACUCUCGGUUGCGCUUGAAAACCUUGGAGCUUUAGGCACACCAGUGGAGCAUUUGGAAAUUGUUAAAGGACAUUUUGUACGUCUAUACGGGCCAGUGUUUUCUAAAGUAAGCCCAAGAUUACUUACCAUUACUGAUACGCCAAUCGCAACAAUUGAGAACUUUCCCUUUUUUGGUGUAAACAAAACUAUAGAGGAACUGCGUAUUGUACACAGCAAUCUAUCAUCGUUUACACCGCUGUCAUUUGGGAUAUUAGGAAAUGCAAAGGAACUUGUUAUUGACGGCCAUUCAUUGAAAAAUGUCAAUAAAAACAUUUUUGAGAAUCAAAAUAUUGGAAACAAGUUGGAAGUUCUGAGAAUUAUUAACGGGCCACUAAAUGAUGUUCCAAUUGAAGCGUUUCAGCCUCUACGUAAACUUAAAGUACUUGAUUUACAUGGCAAUCAAUUGGAAACUCUAAAAAGAAAUCAGUUCAAAAAUUUGAGAUCUGUGGAAGUUUUAGAUAUAAGUUUUAAUAACCUUAAAAAACUUGAAGCACAACAUAUAGCAGACAUGACCAAGCUGGGAUGGUGUAAUGCGUCUCAUAAUGCACUUACAGAAAUUUCCAGAGGAACUUUCGCUCGUAAUUCCGUAUUGAAAUUGCUCAACUUAUCACACAAUAACAUCACACGUUUGGAUGCUAAUAGUUUCCGAGGGAUGAGGUUUUUGAGGCGUCUCUUUUUGAGCGAUAACAAAAUUAUUGAUGUCGGCAGAGGAACUUUUGGCUCUAUCGGAAAAAUCGGUACAAUUGAUUUAGCUAGGAACUUUUUAAAGAAAGUUGAUUUUCAAAUGUUUUCUCAACUCAAUUAUGUCGAGUUAAUUGAUUUGGCUGAAAAUAAUAUAACAGUGGUUGAAAAGCAUUCCUUUAAGGACAUAUACCAAGCGACUAUUAAUAUUUCACACAACUCUUUGGAAAAAAUAGAACAGUACGCAUUUGAGAAUUGCGUAAACAUCACAGUUUUGGACUUGUCGUUCAAUAGACUAGCAAACUUUUCGCGCAAUGCAUUUGAUAUUACGACUUUCGCUACCGAUUUUCAGUUGAGCUACAAUUUUCUCACAAAUUUAGCGCAGAUACCCUUUCAAAAUAUGACGGGAAUCAAAGUUAUAAAUGCGUCGCACAACUACAUAGCAGAGGUGCCAAAGAACUGUUUUCCAAAGCUAUACGAAUUACACACUAUUGAUAUUUCGCACAACAACAUUUCGCUGAUUGCCAAUGGCGUCUUUCAGACACUCUUUUCCCUACGCUUUUUAAAUCUUAGCCAUAAUAGUCUAACCGAAAUUAAGUCCUCAGUUUUUGGUACACUCCCCACUUUGCUCGAUAUGAAUCUCAGUCAUAAUAAGUUGACAUCUAUUGUGCGAGGAGCACUGGCUAAACUUACAAGUCUACGUUUUUUGGAUCUCAGCAAUAAUCAGUUAGAAAAGCUAUUUCAAAUUCCAAUUUCCCUAAAUGACUUGAAUUUAGAAAGGAAUCACUUAACAGGAAUACCAGCAGGUACAUGGCCGGUUAUGAAUUCGUUGCUGUUCCUAAACCUAAAUGACAAUCAAAUUGGAGAUUCCUUAACUGCACAAAGCUUCACAGGUCUGCUGGUGCUGCAAAAAUUGUACCUUAACAAAAAUAACAUCAGUCAGCCACCCAUCGAAUGCCUGGCCGGUAUGUCAACACUUCAGUAUUUGCACCUUGAGGAAAACAACCUAACAAGUUUGGAGAAAAGUGCUUUUGGAAAAUUACCAGUACUUUUUGAACUCAAUUUGCACCAUAAUGGUGUUAAUGAUAUAAGUAAACGCGCGUUUGAAGGUCUUCUACAACUACUUACACUCAAUCUGUCUUCCAAUGCAAUCAAAAAUAUACAAAACGACGCCUUUGUUGGUUUACCAUCUCUGAGGAAAUUGGAUCUAUCUUUUAACCAGUUGUCGAAAUUAGAUAAUAAAACAAAUGGCGUACUUGACGAUUUACUCAGCUUAGAAGAGUUGAAUUUAAGUCACAAUAAAAUCAGUUUUGUUACAAAGAAGACCUUUCCUUCGAAUCGGUAUAUACCGUAUAAUUUAAAAUAUUUGGACUUAAGUUAUAAUCAAAUGCCAGUUCUAACGUAUGACAUUACCUUUGGCACGAAAAAGCUACUUACCUUAAAUUUGUCCAACAAUCAUAUAAAUGAAAUUCGAAGAGGCGUUUUAGCGAAUUUUACUCUACUUCAAUCACUUGAUCUAUCCAAUAAUGAGCUAAGUAAUCUGGCCUCGGAAGACCAUGUGUUUGAUCUCCCUACAAAUCUGACGAAAAUUAAUUUGAGCAACAACCAGAUAUACAAAAUACCGUUCUUCAACUUCCAAAAAGAUGUAAAGCUGGAAAAUAUUGAUAUGCGAAACAACAAACUUAAUGAGUUUCCACAAAUAUUAGUACAAAUGGUCCGCAAUGGUUCUAAUAUAUAUUUUGCGGGAAAUCCUUUAGACUGUAGUUGUGCUGCACGACCAUUAAAGCAUUUUAUGAUGGAAAAGUCAAGUUUAGACGAAGACUUAGAGAAUAUAGAAUGUGGAACACCUAGUUUUCAUCAAAACCUACGAUUAAUAGAAGUGCUCGAUGAAAAUCUGCAAUGCGUAUUGGACGAAAGAGACCGCUAUAAAGGCGUGGCUUAUGAAGAACUUACCGAUGUACAGUUUCGAGACAUUAAAACCAAUCGCAAUGGGAAUCUUACAGUGCGCUUUUUUGUUACGGCUGCCAGAGAUAUAGCCGACUUUUUGGUUUAUAUACGAAACCGCGAAAAUGAUGUAUUGUACCAAGGAGAAGCAGGCUACAAUGAGCGUACGCAUGAAAUACCAAUCAAAAACAUUAAAAAGGUGAAUGGGGAAAAUUCCGAAAUAUGUAUAAUCUCUAAGGACAGCAAUGGCAUCACGGGUCGUUGGUAUAGCGCACAAUGCACACAUCUGCCCGAUUUAAAGCCAAAACGUAAAGGCAUUUUCGGAUUUACUUCGUCGAGUUCGGCCGAUGCUCAAAGCGUAGCUGUGUGUCCUAUCAUAAUUUCUGUGGUCAUGCUUAUUCUUUUAGUUGACGUCCAAUUUUUAUGAAAAUUUAUAUAUGUAUGUAAAUACUGCCACAGUAACAAUUUGAGCACUGCCUAGUAAUAUUCAU